Messenger RNA from Alligator mississippiensis (American alligator), 10907 nucleotides. It is a transcript of the gene SEMA3D, whose product is annotated as semaphorin 3D. The coding region runs from base 356 to 2704 and encodes 782 amino acids. The record is from RefSeq and is a predicted model, not a curated record. The transcript is spliced from 19 exons. Lineage: Eukaryota; Metazoa; Chordata; Crocodylia; Alligatoridae. Gene Ontology annotation, biological process: negative chemotaxis; semaphorin-plexin signaling pathway; neural crest cell migration. Gene Ontology annotation, molecular function: chemorepellent activity; semaphorin receptor binding.
GGGCGGGGAUGGCAGCGGGGGAGCAGGAGCGAGCUCUGCCAGUCCGGCCAGCCCUGGCGGAGAGUGCGGACCCCGCUGCCGCCGCUUGAGCCCCGCGAGGACGGGACGGGACGGGACGGGACAGGAGGGGACGCGGCGCCGCUCGGCUCCCGGCUGCAGCCGCCCAGCCCGCCGGGGCAGCAGCGCCCGCCCUCCGCGCCCGAGGACACGUCCAGCCCGGCAGGCUUAGCUAGAUAUUUCCCAGAUCAUCACAUCAGGUGUGGAGUCGAAGAAGAACACCUGUCCUCCCUGGCAAGCUGUAGGUGUGAUCCAGAUGAAUGCACUCGAACACUGAGAUUGAAUUUGAAUUUCCUGAAUGAAAGGCUUUUACCGGAUUUCAAAACAAGAUUGUGGAGAGAAGAGCAGAAUGAGAGCUUCCCAAGCAUCACAUGCCUCCUGCUUCUUAUCCUUGCUAAUGCUAUUCCUUCCAGUCACUGGAACUUCAAAACAAAAUAUCCCAAGACUUAAGCUUUCCUAUAAAGACUUGCUGCUCUCAAACAGCUGCAUCCCAUUCCUGGGCUCAGUGGAGGGGCUUGAUUUUCGAACCCUGCUGCUAGAUGAGGAGAGGGGUCGGCUGCUAAUCGGAGCUAAAGACCACAUCUUCCUGCUCAGCUUGGUUGAUUUAAACAAAAAUGUAAAGAAGAUUUACUGGCCUGCAGCAAAAGAAAAGGUGGAAUUAUGCAAAUUAGCUGGGAAAGAUGCCCAUACAGAAUGUGCAAAUUUUAUCAGAGUUCUUCAGCCCUACAACCGGACCCAUGUUUAUGUCUGUGGAACAGGAGCCUUCCACCCUAUCUGUGGAUAUAUUGAACUUGGAACACACAAAGAGGAAACAGUAUUCAGGCUGGACACACAGACCUUGGAGUCUGGCAGAUUGAAAUGUCCUUUUGAUCCUCAGCAGCCUUUUGCUUCCAUAAUGGCAGAUGAGUACCUCUAUGCUGGAACAGCUUCUGAUUUCCUUGGCAAAGAUACUGCUUUAACACGUUCUCUGGGCCUGUCUCAGGACCACCAUUACAUUAGAACUGACAUUUCUGAACAUUACUGGCUUACUGGAGCAAAAUUUAUUGGACUCUUCCCCAUCCCGGACACGUACAACCCAGAUGACGACAAAAUCUAUUUCUUUUUCCGAGAAAUAUCACAAGAUAGCAGUACCUCUGAUAAAACAAUCCUUUCCCGAGUUGGAAGAGUGUGUAAGAAUGAUAUGGGCGGUCAGCGGAGCCUCAUAAAUAAGUGGACAACUUUCCUUAAAGCAAGGCUGGUGUGUUCAAUACCUGGGCCUGAGGGAGCAGACACACAUUUUGAUGAGCUCCAAGAUAUAUUCUUACUUUCUACAAGAGAUGAGAGAAACCCUCUAGUGUAUGGAGUCUUCACCACUUCAAGCUCUGUAUUCAAGGGCUCUGCAGUAUGUGUGUACAGCAUGGCUGAUAUCAGAGCUGUGUUCAAUGGUCCUUAUGCUCAUAAAGAAAGUGUGGAUCAUCGAUGGGUACAAUAUGAAGGUCGCAUCCCAUAUCCAAGACCUGGUACAUGUCCAAGCAAAACCUAUGACCCGCUUAUAAAAUCUACCCGAGAUUUUCCGGAUGAUGUCAUUAGUUUUAUCAGACGUCAUCCACUGAUGUACAAGUCAGUUUACCCGGUGACUGGAGGACCUGUAUUUACAAGGAUCAAUGUUGACUACCGACUGACACAGAUUGUGGUGGAUCAUGUUAUGGCAGAAGACGGUCAAUAUGAUGUUAUAUUCCUCGGAACAGAUCUAGGGACAGUUCUCAAAGUUGUGAGUAUUACCAAGGAGAAGUGGGUAAAGGAGGAAGUAGUCCUGGAAGAGCUGCAAAUAUUCAAGCAUCCAUCAGUUAUCUCAACUAUGGAGAUUUCCCUGAAGCAGCAACAAUUGUACAUUGGUUCCAAAGACGGAUUGGUUCAGCUCUCAUUGCACAGAUGUCACACAUAUGGGAAGGCUUGUGCAGACUGCUGCUUGGCCAGAGACCCAUAUUGCGCUUGGGAUGGAAACUCAUGUUCCAGAUAUGCACCCACUUCUAAAAGGAGAGCUAGGAGGCAAGAUGUCAAAUAUGGAGACCCAGUUGCCCAGUGUUGGGAUGCGGAAGACAGCAUUAGUCAUGAAACUGCUGAUGAAAAGGUGAUUUUUGGCAUUGAAUUUAAUUCAACUUUUCUGGAAUGUAUUCCUAAGUCCCAGCAAGCCUCUAUUAGGUGGUAUGUUCAACGCUCUGGAGAAGAACAUCGAGAAGAGCUGAAGGCCGACGAGAGGGUGAUCAAAACGGAACAUGGCCUGCUGAUCCGCAGCUUGCAGAAAAAGGAUGCUGGAGCCUAUUACUGCAAAGCCCAGGAGCACACAUUCAUCCACACCAUUGUGAAGUUGAACUUGAACGUCAUAGAAAACGGGCAAAUGGAAAGCACGCAGAAAACGGAGGACGAGGAAGGACGGGUGCGGGAUUUAUUAACUGAGUCCCGGCUGAGGUACAAGGAUUACAUCCAGCUUGUCAGCAGCCCCAGCUUCAGCCUGGAUGAGUAUUGUGAACAGAUGUGGCACCGGGAGAAGCGGCGGCAGCGGAACAAAGGCGGGGCCAAAUGGAAGCACGUGCAGGAGAUGAAGAAAAAGCGAAAUCGAAGGCACCAUGAAACUGCCAGCCGACAUGGAGGCCCUACAGCCACGUAAUUUGGAUAUUCUAUUUAAAGACAGAACAUUUUACAUGUGAAAAUACUGUGUUGGGGGGGGGGGGAAGGGGGGUGCUGCAUCCUUCCUUGUAAUUAAUAUUGCUUCUCACUGAGAUCAUAUAAUGCACAGUCAUUAUUAAUCUGUAUAAGGCUGUACUGUGGAAUACAAUAUCAAAUGAGAUGUUUCUGAUUUGAGUACCGCAUCCUAGGCAAUUUUUUUUAAAUAAAAGUUUUGGACUUUUAGGUGGUACUUGGAGGGUGAGAGGCCAAUACGCGGGAUUUCAUGUGGGUGUUUCAUAGUUUCACUAACAUAAUUUUUCCAUGGGAUUUAGCGUUUGUAUUACUGGCUGUUAUUAAUUGGCUGCUACAUUCCACUCCAGAAGUGGCUACAUUUCAGGGGUGGGCAGAUGUAUUUGUAGAAGUGUUUUGGCAUCUUUAUAGAUGAAAGGUGAUAUAUAAAUAUGUGACAGAUCUGCAAAACAACACUAACUUGACCCUUGGGCUCAUAACUAGGCAUAUGGGUGGGGGCUGCUAGCACAGAAAGGCGAUGUGAAAAAAAUCAAUUAAGUAUUGGCUUAGGAGUAACUUGUGCUUGUGCCAAGAAGAGAAAAAGAAAAGCCUGAUCAUAGUUUAAAAGGAGGAAAUACAGAGCAUUAUUCAUUAGGGUUUAAGUAGCCACCAGUUUGCAGUCCAUCUGCUGAAAUGAAAUGUUGAUUCAAAUUGAAACUGCCAGCAAGAUACUCGAGAGUAAAUGUCCUAAACGGUGCGUGGGAGAUGUGUGCACAAAUCCGAUUAACAAAUAAUCGGAUUUCUGCCUUCACCUUUUUUUGUGUCUCUGAACACUUUACCCAGAUUGUCUCCACUCACCUCUAUAACUCCGAUGUUUUUGCUGGCUUCUUUUCAUGCUGUUAGUUCAUGAAAGAAAAAAAAUAAAGGAAGAGGACAAAAAUACACUUGAUAACAUAAGACGAUGAGGGAAACCUAUUUUUUGACAGAGAUAGUGCAAACGUUCCUCAGAUGUGUGUAUUCUUCUUUUUUUUUCUGUUUUAAAGGUCUUUUGUAUUUCAGAGUCAAAUUGUUGCAUUGUUGAAAUAAAUACUUUUUAUUAUAAUUAAAUAAAAAACAAAAAGUACCCAUGUGUAAAUAUAUAGAAGCACAAGUCAAAAAUUAGCAGAUUUCUGUUGACAGUAAUUCCAUUGGGAAAGUAUUGCUAGAUUUAUGCUUUACUGUUUAAUAGGUUACAUCAUUCUGUACAGGCAAGAGAUAUGCAGCCUUACUCUAAGCAGUGUGACUUCAUUGGACUUACUCCUGAUUUACACCAGAUGAAGCAUGAUCAAAUUCAGGCUUUUCUGUCUCUUCUCUAGCUCUGCAGCCUGCCUUCCCCCACUUUGUCAAACCUUCCCUGUUUUCCCUUUCGCGCCUUUUUGAGUGUGAAAUGACAAAUUAGCCACUUCCUCACAUGGAAGAGAGCUCCGAUGGAUACCAAAAAGACAGACUUUACUUGUUUCUCAUGCAUUCUACAAGUCUUGAGAGCAAAGUCUGUGGGAAACCCAUGUGAUUGGUGUGCAACUCAUUAAGGAACUGAAAACUUUAGUUCUGAAUACUAGAGAUUAGACCUAUCCACUACCCAACAUGUGUGUGCAUUUAGUCCCUGAUCAAUAAUUGUGUAGAUACAAGUUGUGUCAUUGUAUAUUUCCUUUCUGUGGAAUGAUACAAAAACAAUGAUACAUUUUUUUCACAUUUCAGAAAGGAGCCUCAGCUUACUCAAGUUUCUUGUAAAAACCUAAAGCAAAAUUUAAAAAAUGUAUUAUAUAAAGCCAGGAAUACCAAAUAUAAUUCUCUUUAGGGCUAGGGACCCACAUUAAACACAAAAACUGGUUUAAAUGAUCAGAAACUGGUUUAAACCUAUAACAGAACAGAAGUUUAGUGCAUAUAAAUCAGUUUGAAAAUGGCUGAAACCGGUUUAAGAUGAACCUGGUUGAAAGUAGUAUCAGACUUAACUGAUUUGGGUCAAACUGGUUUAUGCAAUGUCUGUCUCAGACCCCUUGCUGGUUUAAGAUAAACCAGACACUCCCAGCAUCCUGGCAUGCUCUCUGAGCUGGGCAGGCCUCUCUGCUCCACAGGAGGGCUGGUCCCUCUCCUCUGCUCCCUGGAUGGAGCUCAUCAGAGCAUCCUCCCAGGACCUGGCCAUGCCCCCUCAGCUCAGCAUUGUGGAAGGGAGGGAGGGCUGCUCUAGUGUCCCCUGGCUUCUAGCCUUAGCCACUGCAGGUAUAUGCCUGCAUGUCUGGGAUGUGUGUGCAGUUACAAACUGGUUCAGCCUAGCCAGGUUAAACUAACCUGCAAAGAUUGAAGCUCAGGCUCAGCCUCAGGCUUUGUGAAUGUCUGUCCCUAGCCUAGAUGUUUGUUUGUUUUUUCAGAAGAAGCACUGGGAAUGUGUGCCCAAUAGUUUGACAGUGCUAAGCACUAAGUGCUGUAUGUUAUAAAAGAUAGGUAGUAGGUUGCUUUACACAGAACUUUAAACAUACAGAUCCUGCUGUCACUUGUAAGUGCAGAAUUUUUAAAAGUGACUAGUGAUUAGGGUGACUUUUGUAGUGUGAGGGAUCAGGAGAUACAAACAGCCAUACUUUGGGUUGUAAUCCAGCUGUCUGAACUUUUCUUACUGUCUCCCUAGUUCAGCCUUUUAGUGCUCUCUAGUGGAUGUGGAGGACAAGGACUGUAUGAUCAUACCACACCUUAAAAUCGUUAAGGUCACUUGGAACUACUUAUUGAGGAUUUAGUGAGCAUUUGCCUUAUGAAUAUCAGGCCUCUCAAGAAGUCUUAAUAUGACUGCUGAAAAAAUGAAAUACUCUAAAUCUUUUUGUGACUUCUGAAAAUAUAGUAUGGUGAUUGCCUUCACCAAGCAGAACUCACUGAUUUAUUCCUUGUUGGAUUCUACCAUUCCCCAGAGUACCAUCUCUCAGCCUUAGCCCUUGUGUGAAUAUGAAGCAAUAAGCCAGGACUAAACUAAGAUGAUUGCCUCAUGUGGUUCAUCCUGUCUCAUGAUUACAUAUACUGACAAGGGGCUUACUCCUAAUUCUCAUUGAAAUUGGUGGGAAUAGGAUUGAACUCAGUAUUUUAAGUACUGCUUACAGGUUAAAUCCUGUUUGCCACCUGCAGGGAAACAGUAUUCCUUGCUUUCUGUUGGCCAAUUCCCCCAAGUAAUAUACAUGGAAUUUAGCCAUAAAUAGGUAAGAGUGUUGUUGCUGUCAGGAUGGUCCAGGACAUGUUAAAAGGCAAAUCUUUUUUGUGAUGGGACCAACUGUACAGUUAGAAAAGAUGUUGGAGAAGUUGGGGGCAUCAGGUGUCAUUCCUCAGAUGCCCAAAAGCUUAUCCACUGGUUCUCCAAUUGGUCCAACAAAAGAUAUCACAAAAAAAAGUCUUGCCCAUCUCCAUAAAUAAACUAACAAAAUGUUGUUUAAUAUAGUUUUCCACCUUAAAAGACAAAUGGACUAGCUUGGGUUUAAAUACUCUCGUGGUCUACAGUCCUCACAUAGAACUCUCUACUGACUUCAAGAGAAGUUUUUAUGUGACUAAAAGCUGGAGCUUUUUUUUUUAAUUCAAAUUUCUUUUGAAAUUCUUAAAUUCAGCUUCUUUUUAUUUUAUUUCAAAUCAUCUUGCAGUAGGUUUCCUCUCAGAGGGAUGAUCUCAGCACUCCUAGGUGGGGCAGAAAAGCAGAGCCCUAAGUGAGGUAUGAGGCCACUUCUGUCUUGGGGAAAUACAUUCAAUAUCCUCCAAGUCAUUAUGCUGUAUUGGAAUCACCCCCUCCUCUCUCCCUAGGGAGGGGCAUUUAAUAAUAUUGUGCAGAUAAAAAUGUUUGGUUCAGUCAGUUUUAUAAGAGUUGCCUGUUGAGCUAGCACAGUAUUUUGCAUUCAUAUAGAUGAUCCGUGUGCAGGGACGCUGGAGACCAGUAAAUGAACUGGACAGAUCAGGGACCACUAAGGAAGGUAAGAAGGGGUUUCGUUAGACAGUGUUUUACAAUUCAAGGUUAGCAGCAGCUCCUUCAGUCCCAGAGGGGGGUUCAAAGGAGAACAAAAUGAGCUAACUCUGGAAUUGUAACAUGAAAAGCGGGUCAGGAAAGCAUACUUUUCCAUGGAAAAAAAAAUCAAGUUCUGUAUAAUUUAAAAGCCAAAACCUGCAACUGCUUACAUUUCAAAAUGAGGAUUUGGGGGUCAGUCGUGCUGCUGAGCUGUACUGAGUCACAACAGGCUCGUAGUUAAAAUGAAACUGAACCCAACUUCCUUAAAGAGCUCAAUAAAAUAAUGCUAACUGAAAUUUGGGUUGAAAGGGGGAAAAGUUAUCCUUGCACUAAUAAUGGAAAGGUUUAGACAGAUCCCUUAGUGGAGACUUGUAAUAAUAAUAAUUAAAAAACCCAAUUUAGAGCUAAUCCCUAAGCAAAUCUUCUCCCCUCCCUCCAAAUAUAUAAAACUACUUUAAAAAAAAAAGAAGCCCCCUUUCUUGGCCUGCUGGAGUUUGGCUGAGCAGCCUGUCAGACAAAUGCAUACAGUGCGGUUGGUAGUGAUUAGGAUGCUGAAUUCGGAUGCAACCUUUAAAAGACCCAACCGGGCCUUGAAGCUUGUAAUAAUUUUGAAGUCAGUUAAAAAACAAACAAACAAACAAAAAAAAACAGGAUUAGCAGAAGACACAAAUAACAUAGUGACACUUAUUCUGAUAAGCUGGUUCCAUUGCUGCAAAAAAUGUUGUAACCACACAUUAAUAUGCACACAUGCUACAGACAGCCUGGGCCUGAUUCUCAUCCAAGCUGUAGUGAUGUAACCUAAUAAACCUUAGUAACGUUUUUAGUUUUACAUUCUUGUGAGAUCAGCAUUAGCUCCAGAGUCUAAACCCUUAUGAAAUAAGUAAAAUCCGAUAUGCCCCUAGUCCUUUAUCCAGGAAUCAAUAGGUGGCUAGUGGAAACUGAUUUUCUUCUGGUCUUUGUGCAAUAUGUAUGAUGUGUUGUAAAGACUCAUACAAAGAAGGGUAUUUUUUUUAAACACAAGGUUACUGCAAUCAGUUAAUAACAUUUGAAAAUAUUCAAGAACCAGCUCCAACUCCGACUCAUGUCAGUGCACUAAUGAUUAUUUAGCUUAUCCUUGCUAAAUUUUGAUCUAAUGGAUUCUGAUCUAAUGGGAAAAAAAUAACAGCAAGGUCUUCCAAAUCACAGCCUAAGUUGAAAGCAGUUGUGCAUUGAUCCAUUGGCUUGAUCCUGUUCUCAUUCAUGCAAACAUAAAUUGGGAUUUAGCAACAUGGAGGUCAAUAGAAUUACAUGUGCAUGAGUAGAAAAUUAAGCCCACAUGUGUCUCUAAUACAUUGUUACAUCUUAUAAAAAAUUAUAUGGUCUCUAAUAUUAUAUUUUACCAUAGUGUUGCUAACAUUACAUUGAAUUAGGCUUCUGUGGUUAGCUGAAGUGGGGAAUUCUUUGAGGUUGCAAUCUAGAUUUUGAGCUUAAUAAAAUGAGUUCAUUUCAGAAAGCAAAAGGAAGGGGAAGAAAAUUAUACAUGCCAUGGGAAAGAUUUCUGAAGCUUUGAAAAGUGACCCUGGCUUUUUACUUCCAUGGCUUUGUACGAUAGUGACUGCACCAUUUAUGUUUUUCCAGUGCUGAACAUUUAAACAAGUGCUUGUGCAAUUUAUAAUCCACAUGUUAGCAAACUGGCUUGAUCCUGCUUCUUUUGAACAGCGAUAGGAUAUAAUAUAACAGUGAUGGGAUUGGUCCUUAUCCCUUCAGAUUUGGUUUUACAUGCUUCCAUUUAAAUCUAUUAUCUCAAAGCACUAUGUCUGAUCCUAUCUGAGUGUUCACUUGAUCCUUACUCAGUCAAACACCCUUUGAUACUGAGAAAAAAGGCUGUGAAAAACAAGGUGAAGAUUUUAUGAUCUGGCCCAUGGCUCAGUAUAUGAAACUAAAUACCCUAAAACAUCUCUUGCCAUAUUCUCAGCUCAGAAAGGGGUGUUUCUCAGGCACUUACAUUUACCACCAAGUUACCUACAGUUCUGACAUACAAAUACUUCAGAAUGGAUGUCUGGAAAGAUAAAUCAGAGAUCAGGAAGUGAAAUUUCCAUCAAUAAUAAGAUUUUGAAAUGUGUUUAAAGCUUUCUUUCCCUUCUCAUUGUGUACAGAUUUCCCAGUUUAAAUUCAAAGUCUGCUGUGCUUUAAAACAACGUGAAAUGAUAAUCGUAACAAAUUCGCAAGGUGAUGUAAGAAACAGAAGAACUGUUCCAGGUGACUUUUAUUACUGCUGUAGACUGCUAGUUAAUAGUUUCAAACAGUUAAUGCCAAGAAAAUCAUCUGUCCAUUCAUAGACAACCAUGCUAUUUUUAAUAGGCCUAGACACGGCUCAGUUUUGGUGGUGUUUCAUAUUCUGCUCCCGUGGUCUUAUUAUGUAUAAGUGCCUUUGGCUGUUUUUUGUGUUCUGUUCAUUUUAUUCUUGCUAUUAAAUAGAAAUGUCUCUGAGGCCAGCCGGUUUUUGAAAUCUCAACAUUGAUGAAUUUAGUGCAUGGAAAAGAAGGGUUAGGAAGGUAAUUUGACCUGGAUACUUGUACAUAUUGUGCCUACUAUGGGCAGAGUGUUAUGGGUUUAAUGACUUUAAUGAGAUUUCAGAGCCUUGUGGGACUUCAGCAGUUUUGUCUAUAAGCUGAGUGUCAGGGUCCAUUUACAAAACUAGUAUUUACUGUACUCCAAAGCAUCAUCUAAAGUUGUGUAAUUGGACUCCAAAGUUGUAAAAUCUGAUGUUUAGAGAUGGCAAAAAAAAAUAAUUUAAUAAAAUAUUUUCCCUAUUUUGUUAUAAAGGUCAAAGGAAAUUCUUAUUGAUAAAAUAUGCUUACUAAUGGCCCUUCAAAUGCAUAUCUGAGGUGGAGUUGGGGGAGUUGUGUUAAAUAUAUUGAUAGGUCAUGACAGUCAGAAGAGUUUUUUCAAAAAUGUUUUUUGAGAAUUUCAAUUAAAAAUAUUCUUGUUCCCUUCCUUCCUCCCACCACUAAGAAAAUUCACACACAGAAGGACAAUGGCGCUAAAGUGAAAAUUGCUUUGAAUUUGUUUUCAAAAUACAUAUAGCUUUAAAAAGGUUGAACCUGUUUCAAGGAUUCUGUAAAUUCUUUUUUAGAGACUUUCCAUGCUUUCAAGUGUUUUAGACAGUUUAAAGAUUGCUUGUCAAGGUGUUAACUUUGUAAUAGCCUAUAUUUUUGGAUAGAGAGAACAAAAGAGAGAUUUUCUCCAAACUGCUCUAUAAUAUUUUCAGUCAGUUCUAUAAAGAUGAUUCCUGCCCCUUCCAAGAACAGCAUCAGCAGCUCAGGAUAUAUUUUGCCUGGCAAGAAACAGCAGCUCAGAAAAUCUUCACAAUCUUUUAAAUGGAAAAUUGAAACCAAACUGACUGACCGCAUAAUACCUUACAUUCUCUUAGUAAGGUUAAUGUAUUCCUUUGGUGUGAAAGUACCCUCUGUUCCACAUAUCCAGCAGAAUUCUGUAUUUCUUAUGUUCCACUUAUAUCCAUCUUAUAAGGUACCCAUAGGACACAAGUCAUUUAUAGGGCAAGCCAAUUGCAUGGGGAUGAAUUUCACCUCUAUAGGAUAACUAUUUAUAGAAUGAUAUGAGGAAAAACUCUGUUGGUGGGGUGAGUCUAUUUGUAAAUCUCCACAGUUAAUGGUGUAACAUGAUUAAAGUGAUCAAUAAUGAGAGACCUACCAAAAUUGUGACAGAAGUGCACUGUGCAGCAGCUCCUUUAAUCUUGCUUGUUUCACUGUGCAGCCUCCUGCCUCUGAUUGGUGGAGGCCUUGGAGGUCCUGCUGCUGAUUGGCCAGGAGGCAAAAACCAUGGUUUGAAAUAUGGCACAGUUUUUGUCUCCUAGCUGAUCAGGGACUGGCAGGGCUGCUGGGGCCCUUGGCUACUCAGCAAUGUCAGGCAAAAACUGUUCCAUAUUUAAAACCAUAGUUUUUGCCUCCUGACUGAUCAGUAGCAAGCCGCAGGGCUCUGCCAAUCGUGGGGGGGGGCACAGAAAAGUGAGCAAGAUUAAAAGGACUGAAGUGCACCUCCACCACAAUUUUGGUAGGUUCCUAAUGGUAAGCUCUGAGUUUCCCAGACCUGCUUUUUUAAAAUCAUUUCCACUCUUGUAUUCCAAAGGUAACUGAAACUGUUAAAUGUAUAUUUUGGUUGUACUAUAAUAAACACAGAGCUGAAAAGA